This is a messenger RNA of Humulus lupulus (European hop), 812 nucleotides long. RefSeq lists its product as uncharacterized. The record is from RefSeq and is a predicted model, not a curated record. Bases 115 to 465 code for a protein of 116 amino acids. The transcript has 6 exons. Gene Ontology annotation, molecular function: transcription coactivator activity. Gene Ontology annotation, cellular component: nucleus. NCBI's taxonomy places the organism in Eukaryota, Viridiplantae, Streptophyta, Magnoliopsida, Rosales, Cannabaceae. Gene Ontology annotation, biological process: regulation of DNA-templated transcription.
AGUUACACUCACUACCUUACUAAACUCCAUGGCCGAAGGAGAAGAAGGACAAGAAGAAGUAAAAGAGAAAGGAAGAGCUUCAAUUCAAUUCCAGAGGCAAUUCCAUCAAAUACCAUGAUACCCUUUAAAGAGGAAAAAGACGCCAAGAAAGAAGCUUUCAGGAAGUAUUUAGAGUCCAGUGGCGUUGUUGAUGCUCUCACCAAAGUUCUGGUUUCUUUAUAUGAGCAACACGAGAAGCCUUCCUCUGCCCUCGAGUUUAUUCAACAAAAACUAGGGGGACCAUCUGCCUCUGAUUAUGAAAAGUUACAAGCUGAGAUGUCAGAUUUACAAAAUAAGUACAACCAGCUUUUGGCUACACAUCAAGAAACCUGCAAAGAGUUAGAAGAAGUUAAGAGUUCGUGCGAUGUAGAACCUUCGUCGACCAAGGAGACUUCUGAUGGGGAAGCUCAGAAAGAGAGGCUUUGAAGCACUGACGACGACGAUGAACGGGUGAUCCCCGAGGCUUUCGGCUUGUGCAUGUUCAAGUUUGUAUGCCCAGAUUCUUCAACUUAAUUUGUUUUGAACGUCUGAAAUCUAAUGGGCUGUGAAGCAAAGAUAGUGAAAUAAAAGGGAUGAUUAUGGAUAAGAGUUUAAGGAAACCAUUAUUUAUGUAAGGGAAUUGAAAAACGAAAGAACACAGUGCAUGUUAAGGAGAACAGAAGAGAGAACUAAUUGGGGUUCCAUGUUUGAAAAUAAACUGUUCCCUCCUUUUCUGUUUUUUUUUUGACAAAAAAGAAUUGCUAUGUUUUAAUAUCUAUAUUUUGGAUUCUUUA